Vicia faba (fava bean) is the source of this 384-nucleotide messenger RNA. NCBI's taxonomy places the organism in Eukaryota, Viridiplantae, Streptophyta, Magnoliopsida, Fabales, Fabaceae. The record is from the annotation of a GenBank genome assembly.
AUGGCGGGAAUGUCAGCCGUAAUAAUCGUCAUUUGCGUUUUACCGUCGAUGUUGCUGGUGGCCAAAGAUAUCACCUUACCGGUAAUACGGUUACCGUCAGAAGUUAGCAUUGAAGGGAAGAACGUUUGCGCGGGGACGGUGGCGCCGUCGUCGUCAUGGUGUCCAGUAAAGUGUUUUCGGACGAACCCGGUUUGUGGUGUCGACGGCGUGACGUACUGGUGUGGUUGUGCUGAAGCUGCAUGCGCCGGUGUGAUGGUUCGGAAAAUGGGUUUUUGUGAAGUUGGAAAUGGCGGUUCGGUUCCUGUCUCUGCUCAGGCACUUCUUCUUCUACAUAUUGUGUGGCUUAUUGUUCUUGCAUUUUCUGUCCUUUUUGGUCUGUUUUAA